Messenger RNA from Anopheles coustani, 4849 nucleotides. It is a transcript of the gene frtz, whose product is annotated as WD repeat-containing and planar cell polarity effector protein fritz. Gene Ontology annotation, biological process: cilium organization; establishment of protein localization; nervous system development. Lineage: Eukaryota; Metazoa; Arthropoda; Insecta; Diptera; Culicidae. Gene Ontology annotation, cellular component: axonemal basal plate. The transcript has 7 exons. The record is from RefSeq and is a predicted model, not a curated record. Bases 671 to 4564 code for a protein of 1297 amino acids. Gene Ontology annotation, molecular function: protein binding.
UCGCUGGAGCCGGCAGGUGGAAAUUCGCGGUUUCGGGCGGGGGAGAACCCACGGUCUACUCGCGAUCGCGAUCGCGUGAAACGCCAAACUGACAGCGGCACAGUCACAGUCAACCUACGGAACGCGUAUAAAGAUGGCUCCCUAAUUGAGUCGCGCUCUCGGUUACAUUCAACAGGUAGUCAUAAAUUCGGAUCGUUCGCGGGAAGAUCGCUUCAUCGUGGAUAUGUGAAAAAGAAAGUGAUCAAGUGUGUUGGUAAAUUGAAAGCUAGAAGUUUAUCUUACCCGUGUAGCCCGUGCAGCCCGUGCCUUCCGGGUCACACAUUCCUCUUCCAAAGUGUUUUGUGUGGAUAUUUGAGUGUAUUGGUUCAAAAACGAUCAAAUAAUAAUGAUCGCCAAGGGCCACUUGUUGCUGCUGCUGCUGCAUCGUCGUCAGCGACGGUAUUGUCGGUGGAACUAGUGUACGUGAAAAAGGGUUCCCCGUUUUAUCGUUGCCUCACCACGGUUCUUCAGUUCGAAGCGUCCUGUAAGAGAAGCGAGGCAAUAAGGAAAUAGCGAGCGGGCGACAGUGAUGGCCAACCAAAUGACGAGUCAAACGUGAAACGUGUUGCGUGCACCGUUGUUUACAUACGAACCACCCGUCGUACCGUGCAUCGCCCCUCUGAACCACACCAUGUUAACGCUACUCACCGAACUGCGCUUCUGGUCCACCAGGGAGGACAUCUGCAUACAGGACACCGAUCUUGGGACAACAAAAUACUGCGAAAAAAAAGUCGAUCCAAGCCGAACGGUGCUGAUCGAAGGAAAACGAAGCUACUGUGAAUCUCGCGGCCUCAAAUGGAGUCUGGACAACAAGAAACCGAACAAAUUGCGCCACUCGUUGCGGCUGCUAGAGGACGAGCUGCGACAGAAGCGACUGGUGUACUGCAAAUGGAAGAACAGUGUCCUCCUGCAGCUGAUGCUCGCCAACGGUCUGCUGGUGCACGUAUCGAUCAACCCGUUCACCGGGGACAUCAACCGGAUCUAUUUCGACAAGUAUCUGAUCGGGAAGUUGAUCUCCGAACACAUCACCGACGUGGUGAUCACACAGAACCACAUCCUGGUGGCGUACAACGAGAAUCAAAUCACGUUCGUGCAGCUGCAGAAGCCGACCGCGAAGAAAAAUAACCUCGAAAAGAUUAGCCUAAUGGAUCCGAAGAUCUACAACGUGCUGCUCAGCGGCACCGGCACGACCACGCGCAAGGUCCCGAAGCGCCUGGUAUGCAGCAGCAGUCUCAACCUGGUUAUCGUGUGGACCAAAUCGUCCCAGAACGAGGUGUACCCGUGGCGUCCGACGGUGAAGGAUCAGGAUCGAGCAAACCUGCACGUGUACAAACUGAACGGGGCCCGGAUGGAGCUGCUGUGCUACUACUGGACGGAGUACGAUCCUAUUUCCGUGGAGUUUUCGCUCAUGAAUGAUUAUCAGGUGCACUGCGUUGAGCAGAAGAUCUCCAAGAAGGGAGAAGUCACGAUCGACAGUUGCAUUUAUCAGAUCAAUAAAACCAAAAUGCGCCGCGUCGCGGUUACCUCCAUUCCGCUGCAGACACAGGUGUGCUGUAAUGCUCUCAGCCCGGACCACGAGAAGCUUAUGCUUGGUUGCAUCGAUGGCUCGAUCGUUCUGUUCGAUGAGGGCCGUGGUAUAACGCAUCUCGUAAAGGCCGCUUUUAUUCCCACAUACGUGGCCUGGCACAGCGACUCCUCGGUGGUGAUGAUCGCGAACGAAAAGUGUCAACUGCAGUGCUUCGAUAUCGCGCUAUCAUGCGUCCGGAUGCAGCUGCUGAGUGAAUCCGAGGAUGGCAUACCGUCCGGCACGUACGAUCUGUCCAACUACUUCCUCGGCCACCAUGCACCGUCAAUCAAUUUGGCACGCUUGUGUUGGAGCAAAAAGCCGGAACUAGCGAACCACGGCGAAAAGUACGCGACGACCGAUUCGUUUCUGUUCUGCGCCUUCGAGCAGGGUCCACUGGCGUGCGUACGGGUCGUCGGCGGUUCGGGGUUAAAAGGCGACGUACACACGUCCGGGCUGACGGCGGACGUGCUGGUGCACAAGUACAUCUCGCUGAACCAGGUCGAAAAGGCGAUCAACAUCCUGCUCAGCCUUAACUGGGACACGUACGGGGCCAUGUGUCUGCUGUCGCUGCAUAGGAUAGCGAACUACAUUUUUAAGCAACCGCUCGGUACGGAGCGAGAACUGCAGCUGCAGAAGGCACUCGGGAGCUUUCUGGUGCCGGUCAAGUCGCUAUGCUACGAGACGGAGCUCGAGUUUGGCGACCAGGUGAAUGACAUAACACUCAAGUUCUUCCACUACCUGCUACGGAACCGAUCGUACAACAAAGCGUUUAGCUUGGCCAUCGACAUCAACGAUGCGGACUUGUUUCUCAAGCUGCACGACAAGGCGAAAACGGACGGAGACGUAGAGCUUGCCAGGGAAGCAUUACGGAAGGUGGAUGACAUUAACCGCAUCUGCACCGAUCGGAGCGACAGUGAACACUCGCUUUGCUCUAACUCGUCCUGCUCAUUGUGUGCGGACAGUUUCGAUGACGACGAUGACGACGAGGACGAAGAAGAGACUAGGAACAAUGGUGUCGAAGGCGAACGGACCACCGAGGACGAAGAAGAAAUGGUCGGUGAGGUGGAGGACGAUGCAGUUGAAGCAGAUCACGGAAGAAGCGCAAUUGUUCGAAGGCGGCCUGCGACGGCGACGAAUGGAGUUAAUGGGGGGGCUGACCAUUACUCAAUUCGAAAGGAAAGGACAUUCCAGGACAAACAGCACCAUUCACGGGCUGAUGCCACCGAAGGUAGCUUCCGAACGUUUUCUACCUCCUCCGGCUCAUCGAAGUCUUCCCAAAUCCAACAAUGGAAUGAACAAAAUGACCGUUCAAAGGCAAGGCACGCACUGGCGCAUCCGCCGCUGCCUAAAACGGGCGAGCAACCGAGCAAACCGAGAUUCGAAAGUCCUCCGCCGAGGGUCGCUCCUAUCAGUGGAGGAGGUGCCUCUAGACUACCGCCCGCCAGUAAUGGGAAAGAAUUCUUCGUCCACCAAGAUCGACCCCCGUUGCCGUACAUUGCGAAGCCAAGCAAAACGCCCCAGCACAAACCAGUCGCACCACCAUUUGCCAUACAGCGCAGCCAGACGGCAAUGGCGUUGAAACUCUCCAAACAGCAGCAGUCCCGGAUGGUGGAAACGAAAAUGAAAGGCAAAUCGUUGAGUUCCAGCAAUUUGCUGCUACUGGGUGAUGAAGGGGGGGUCGCUUAUGCACAGACGUCGGGUGGAAUGGUAGCGCCAGGCCUUCCGCUCCAUCGGCCGCGCAAUCUUAUGAAUCCCCGAGAGAAAGCUGCCCGGUAUCGGCUUUACUCCUCCACCGCCAACAGUCUGUCGAUGGAUCAGCUGGAUGUUUCGACGAGCGCACUAGCGCACCGUGGUGUUCCCGUGGCGGCUUACGGUGGUGAGCCAUCGCUAGCGAGUACCCGAACCGCCGGUCUACCCGCCUUCCACCACCCGGAUCAUCAUAUGCACCAGCUUCAAUCGCAGCAGCAGCAGCAGCAUAUUGUAAUCGAUGUUGUUCCUAAGCCUUCAAUGGGCGGUCCAUUUGCGGGACCUUCUUCGUCAUCGUCCUACGGGGUCGCGCAAUCGUUGGCCGGUGGAGGGCUAGUUGGACCAUCAGGCGCUCAUAGCGUACUCGAUCAGACGAUCGGCAUACCGUUAGUACAAGACGAACCGGACUUUGUGCGGCGUACGGUUGGUGGAGGAGCAGCACGCAAGCCGCCGCUACUGUCCGCCUCCUCGUCGUCGCCGUCGUCGUCGUGGUUCAACACCAGUGGCGGUGCACCGACAAGCAGCUCCAACAGCAACAAUGCACCCCGAACCAUCAUCCACCAGUAUCCGUUGAUCUCCGGUAACAUUCCUUCCAAAUCCCAACUACAACAGCAGCAGCAUCAGCAACCACCGUUUGAACUACAGCUUGCGACGGCCGGCACGGGCAAGUACGGGACGCGUAAAAAGUUGGACGCUCCAACGGCAUCUAUCCUCUCGAACAGCUCGAGUAGCGUUGGUGCACUCCAACCGUCGUCGGGAGCUGUCCGAAACGAAGGAGGAGGUCCAGGAUCCGGAGCGAUUAACCUGGCUGGAGGUGGUGGCGGCGGUGGUGGUAGCAGUGGUGCCUCGUCAUCCUCGUCUGCCAUCAACAGCACCAAACGAGACGGUGGAGAGAAGAAUAAGGUCAAAUUUUCCGACACCGUCACGGUAGCUGUCGUACCGGAGAUACCCCGCAAAGAAAAGCUCAUGGUAGAGAAGCUCCGAAAGCAACCGAUGCCGCCAGGUCCGGUUGGGUACGGGGGGCCAUUUCCCAUCGCCGACCCGAAGCGUGAGCUGGCAGAAAGUUUACCCCUGUGCCAUCCGAACGAGGAUUAUCUGAAGGAUUUUACACCAAUGCAAGAUCUGAUUGGCAAUGGAAACGGUGAAAUUGAGAAGAAAGAGGAAGAGAAGAAAAUUCCCAACAUCAAGGUGGUACACUUUGGUGUGGUUUAACGGCCGCAAAGUGCCCUGAGGGUUUUUCUUUGCGGCUGAACGAGGCAGUAUUCCGUGUGUUGCUUUAGAUUUAAAACUUUCUUUUGUAGAUUCAUUAUCGGUGUAUACUUGAUUGUUGUUAUCCGUCCGUCCAGUAAGUGUUAUAACAUCGCGGUUACAGUGCAAACAUAUAUUUUGAAUUGUAUAUUUAUUAUCAUUCCUAUUUGUUUAGAAGCAAUAGAAGAUAGAUCAUAGUUUAUUUUUACGAGAAAAUAUCAAUAAAAUUACCUCUUAUUGGGUACGAGC